AUGAGGGCCCCUGCACCGGGGGCUUUACGGCCCGGCCGUGGGUUCGGCCGCAAAGCAGAGGGCCGCCUCUCCCCGCCUCCCGGUCCCCAACAACAGGCCCGGCCGUGGGUCCGGCCGCAGAGCAGAGGGCCGCCUCUCCCCGCCUCCCGGUCCCCAACGACAGGCCCGGCCGUGGGUCCGGCCGCAGAGCAGAGGGCCGCCUCUCCCCGCCUCCCGGUCCCCAACGACAGGCCCGGCCGUGGGUCCGGCCGCAGAGCAGAGGGCCGCCUCUCCCCGCCUCCCGGUCCCCAGGGACAGGCCCGGCCGUGGGUCCGGCCGCACAGGCUCGUCCCCUCCGGCCGCAGAGGCCCGCCCGCCGGUCGGAGGGCCGGUUGGAAGGGCGGGAAGCCAGGGCCCGGAAGGCAGGCCAGCGGUGGCGCUGCGGCCCCUAGUUGGGGCGGAGAAAGAACCGGGUCUUCAUCCCGCGACUCACUCACCUUGGUGGAGCCCGGGAGCCUCCGGCUGGCGAGUUGGGGGGCGCGCGGCCGGCAGGACGACGGCGGGGGUCGGGCGCCAGCCCGGCGCAGACCCGCCCCAGCCGGCGGCGCCCCCAGCCCGGGGGAAUCGCAGGACAACCCGGAAGUGGCCGAGGACGGGAACCGACUUUCGCGCCAACGGCGCGGGCCCCUCGCCUCUUCCGGCGGAAGUGACGCCGCCUCAGCACGCAGAGGGGCGGGCGAUGCAAACGCCUGGGUGGGCUGGGCCGGCUGUUUGGCUCUCGAGCCGUGGGAUGGGGCGUUCAUUAAGAGAUUGGGGCGGGUCCCCAGGGGUUUGGGACUUUCAGGGAUGGCCUGGGCUCCCCUGGGAGCUGGCGGACCCCUGACGAUCCAGGGCGCGGGGCUCCAGGCCAGUAGUGUUCCUUUAGUGGUGAAAGUAAAACCCGAGGGAAGGAGGCUUUCCCCUGUCUCCAUGAGCCGCAAUUCCCUGGACGGCGACGAGGAGCACCUUGUGCCUGGCAGUGCUCUAGAAACGAUACAUUAUCAUCCAAAACAGCUCUGUGAGGCAGAUAGUGAGCCUAAAGAUGGCAAUGAGGAGCUUGGGUCUAAGUGUAUGAAUAUACCAGCAGAAGUGUGGAUUAGGGAAGAGAGACAAGAGAGCUCCGAGGUUGUUCCAGCUUGUACCUCCGGGGGUCACCCCUCCCACGCAAGCAGAGGUCCAGCCUCAAGGCCCCCAGCCCCGGGAGCAAAGGGGCAGCCGCGAGUCGGGGGGGAAUGGUUGGGGAGCAUGCUGCCCUCCAGCCCCACAGAGAGCUCUGGCUGCUCGGGCCGAGGCGGGGACGCGGUGGGAGGUGUGGCGAGGGCUACCAGCCCCUGUGGGCCAACCCACAGGAGAAGGCAAACUCGCCCAGAUCCGGAGCUGGUGAAACCGGCCAGAGGCGCCCGCACCAGACGCGCGCUCGCACCUGAGAAUGAGGCUCCCCAUUUGCGCCCUGCUCUGUGCGGGGGCCCUGGUCUUCUGCCAGCAGAGAAAGGUGAACGCUGGGAGUCCCUUACAUCUCUGGCCUCUCUCCUAGGCCUGUGUCUGGCUGUCCCCGAGAGAACUGUGAGAUGGUGCACCGUGUCAGAUCCUGAGGCCAGAAAGUGCUCCAGUUUCCAUGGCAAUAUGAUAAAAGUCCUUCCAGCUGAUGGUGCCCUUGUGACCUGUGUGAAGAGAACCUCUUACCUUGAGUGCAUCAAGGCCAUCACCACAAACCAAGCAGAUGCUGUGACUCUCGAUGCAGGAUGGGUGUUUGAGGCAGGCCUGGCGCCCCACAACCUGAAACCUGUUGCAGCAGAGCUCUAUGGGUCAAAAGAGAAUCCACAAACCCACUAUUAUGCUGUGGCUGUGGUGUUGAAGGGCAGCAGCUUCCAGCUGAACCAGCUCCAAGGCAAGAAGUCCUGUCACACAGGCCUGGGAAGGUCUGCUGGAUGGAACACCCCCAUCAACUUACUUCUCAGCGACUUGCCAGAGCCUCCAGUAUCCAAGUUCUUCUCGAGCAGCUGUGUCCCCUGUGCGGAUCUGGAAAGGUUCCCCAACCUUUGUCAACUGUGUGCAGGGGCGAGGACAGCCAAGUGUGCCUGCAACUCCCAGGAACCGUACUUCGGCUACUCAGGCGCCUUCAGGUGCCUGAAGGACGGUGUCGGGGAUGUGUGUUUUGUGAGGCACAUGACGGUGUUUGAGAACCUGCCAGACAAGGCUGACAGGGAUCAGUAUGAACUGCUCUGCCCGGACAACACCCGGAAGCCGGUGGACGCAUACAAGGACUGUCACCUGGCCCAGAUCCCUUCUCACGCCGUUGUGUCCCGAAGUGUGGACGGCAAGGAGGACUUGAUCUGGGAGCUUCUCGACAAGGCACAGAAAUAUUUUGGAAAAGGCAAGUCAGCAGAAUUCCAGCUCUUUGGCUCUCCUUAUGGGAAGGACCUGCUGUUCACAGAUGCUGCCCAUGGUUUUCUAAAGGUCCCCCCUAAGAUGGAUGCCUGGUUGUACCUGGGAUAUGAGCACAUCACUGUCAUUCAGCAUCUAAAGGGAGGUGAGGUCAACUCCAAGAGGGUGCGGUGGUGCGCAGUGGGCCACCAGGAGAGGGCCAAAUGUGACAACUGGAGUUCUGUGAGUGGUGGCGCCUUAGAGUGCACCAUGAAGGAGACCACUGAGGACUGCAUUGCCGCCAUUGUGAAAGGAGAAGCUGAUGCCCUGAGCUUGGAUGGAGGAUUCAUCUACACGGCGGGCAAGUGUGGUUUGGUGCCUGUCCUGGCGGAGAACUACAACCAUAACGAUGGCAAUGCAGGGCUUGGGUCUAAGUGUGUGAAUACACCUGUGGAAGGUUAUUACACCGUAGCAGUGGUUAAGAAAUCAGAUGCUGACCUCACCUGGAGCUCCCUGAGAGGCAAGAGAUCUUGCCACCCCGCGAUUGGCACAUCUGCAGGUUGGAACAUCCCCAUGAAUUUGAUUUAUAACCAGACCAAGUCCUGUAAAUUUGAUGAAUUCUUCAGUCAAAGCUGUGCCCCUGGGUCAGACCUCAAUUCCAGUCUCUGCGCUCUGUGCAGCAGUGGUGUAUCAAGUCCAGCCCACACGUGUGUCCCCAGCAGCCACGAGAGAUACUAUGGCUCUACAGGGGCUUUCAGAUAUCUGGUUGAGAAGGGAGAUGUGGCCUUUGUGAAGCACCCCACAGUCCUGCAGAACACUGACGGAAAGAACCCUGCCCCAUGGGCUAAGGAUUUGAAGCAGGAAGACUUUGAGUUGCUGUGCCUCGAUGGUACCCGAAAGCCUGUAACCGAGGCUCAGAGCUGCCACCUGGCCAUAGCCCCAAGUCAUGCAGUGGUCUCGAGAAAAGAAAAGGCAGAAUUUGUUCGCAGAGUACUCUUCAACCAACAGGAGCUCUUUGGAAGAAAUGGAUUUGAAUACGCAAUGUUUCAGCUGUUCACAUCUUCAAGCAACGACCUGCUGUUCAGUGAUGACAUGGAAUGUUUAGCCAACCUUCACAACAAAACAACUUAUGAAAAAUACUUAGGGCCUGAGUAUCUUAUGGCUAUUGGUAAUCUGAGACAAUGCUUAACCUCUGAACUUCUGGAGGUCUGUACAUUCUAUGGAAAUUAA
Molecule: messenger RNA, 3612 nt
Organism: Loxodonta africana (African savanna elephant)
Lineage: Eukaryota; Metazoa; Chordata; Mammalia; Proboscidea; Elephantidae
Product: inhibitor of carbonic anhydrase-like
Exons: 20
Coding region: 1-3612 (1203 amino acids)
Biological process (GO): antibacterial humoral response; iron ion transport
Cellular component (GO): recycling endosome; plasma membrane; early endosome
Source: RefSeq, a predicted model, not a curated record